Messenger RNA from Python bivittatus (Burmese python), 2476 nucleotides. RefSeq names its product ARF like GTPase 14 effector protein (gene ARL14EP). Gene Ontology annotation, cellular component: intracellular membrane-bounded organelle. NCBI's taxonomy places the organism in Eukaryota, Metazoa, Chordata, Lepidosauria, Squamata, Pythonidae. The record is from RefSeq and is a predicted model, not a curated record.
UGGGGCUUUCCCCAUGUGCCGCACUCCCACUCCCAUGAUCCCCGCCUCGCUGGAUUAUGGGAGUCGAAGUGCACGUCAGAAGGCCGCCAGGUUGAGGAAGGGUGGUGCAAGAGAUGCCGAAGCCUUUGGCUUCAGGAAGGAGGUCGUGUCGUUUAACGGUUUGGCUCUCGCCCCGCGGAUUCAUGAAAAUGACUUUUUGCUUGUUUGUCUUUUGGAGGCAGUGAGGAAAGAGGUGUAGGCGAACCCUUGGAAGCUCUAGUCUUAAACAUCCUAAACAUCCAUCUUCCCUUUGAAGGAAUGCAUAGAGGAGGGAGACGAGUUUUAACUGCGCAAGGUUUAUACUAAACAUGUUUCCUGUAAACGCAGGUGAUGUUGACAAGCCAAGCGUUUUUCUUAUUUUAGUUAAAUACCCCUAGCUGGAAGGGUUUUAUAUUAUUUUAAAUUUCACCCUUCCUUCAAAGAGUAAAGGAUUUUUCCCUUUUUUGAUAUUAUCUUGACGCACCACUCUCAUGAGGUAGGUUAGAAGAGAAAAACGGAUACAUACCAUUGGGAGAGCCUAUAUAUCUUUUUAAAAAACUUGGGAUAAUCCUCGUAACAGCUGCUAAAGACGACAAAAGAUACAAUUUAAACACUGAAAUAUAUUUUACUGGUCAAGUAAAAUGGAUCCAUGUUCAGUUGGAAAUCAGCUGCAGGCUAGCAGUGAUUGUCAUAAAGCAUACUUUACCUCUCAAACUGGCUUGAAGACUAAACAAGAAUUAUCAGCAACUGAUCUGUUACUUCUUCAGCUUAGGACUGGGAUAACUCUUUCAGAGAAUCAUACAAUCUGCUUCCAUCAUGCUAAAGUUUACCUUGAUAGAUACGAAGACUUGCAAAAGUCAUGUUGUGAUCCUUUUAAUAUGCACAAAAAACACUCAAGGAAAAACUUGCAUGCAAUUGACAUAGAUGAUGCAUCUUUUCUAAGUGCCAAGUUUGGACGUCAGUUUAUUCCAGGCUGGAAGCUUUGCCCCAAAUGUACACAGAUAAUAAAUGGAAAUGCAGAGGUUGACUCUGAAGACCGUCAACGAAGGAGACUUGAUUCAGACGGACGUACAGCUAAGGCCUUGAAGUCCUUACAGUUUGCUAAUCCAGGACGUCAUACUGGAUUUGCUCCAGAAGCAAACAAAAGAGAAAAAAGAAGGCUGCAAGCAAAAAGCACAUCCAUUAAUUCAGACAGGCAAUUAAUAGCGGCCAAGAGCAAGGUAUAUGAUAGCCAAGGCCUUCUGCUGUAUAGCAGGAUAGACCUAUGUGACUGCCUUGAUGAAGACUGCCUUGGGUGUUUCUAUGCUUGCUCUAAGUGUGGCUCCAGAAAGUGUGGACCUGAAUGCCGUUGUGAUCGCAAGUGGCUGUAUGAGCAAAUUGAGAUAGAAGGAGGGGAAAUUAUUCGUAAUAAGCAUGUGAUGUAGCCUGGGUUCUGCAUUUCAUUACUCAGUCACAGGAAACUGCCUUCUAAGGUUUUUCACAUAAUAAAAUAUAAUCUGUUCAUAUUUCCAGUUAAGAUUCAGUGUUGUCUAAACAAAUAAUGGGUAAGGGUAAGUUCCAUAUUUGUGUCAAUUGUACAGAAGGAAGAUUGGAAGGUUGUCUGAGUAGCUGUGAAUUUAUUAAUAGACAAGCUAUUAAGAAUAGUAUUUGCUAAUUUGCAUUGUGUGCUCCGUGCAGCUUAUUUUUUUUUCUGUAUCUCCAUUGCUGCCCUUUAUAAGAAGUCCUCGAGUAUUUUCAUUUUCUAGAACACAGUUACUCCUGCAAACACAUUAAGCACUAGCAGUCAUAAGCAGUAUUAGCUUUGGAAAAUUGGUGAUUUGAGAAUGAUGUUGCAUGAUAAGUAGAAAAUACAGGUGUCAGACUGAGACUUUCAGGAAGAUGGCAUACCUUUAUUAAGAAAUAAUAAGAAACUUAUUGACCUUUUUUGCAAACGAGUUGCCACAUGAAGAAGGAAUUGUAUUCUAUGCUUUCAACAGUAUUUUGCUGCUUCUACUGGAGGGGAGAAAGUCACCAAAGAUACAGCCUCCUGCAGUAUUUCUGUUUUGAAUAGCUUGUUUGGAGGCUUUAUAACUGAGUCCAUAGAUAGCUUGAUGGAAAAUUUGUGGCUGAAAUAUGACACUGUCACCUUAGCUUUAAGAAAUGCACAAGGUAUUAAUACAAGCAUAAGUAUGGUGAGACUCAUCACAUUUACAGUCUCUUUACAGUAGCAAUUAAUAGGCAAUGUUUGUAAGCUACUCAGAUGAUUUGCCAUGCGCCCCACAUAAAAUGCAUGUACACUUAGUCUGAUGCAUAUGGUGCAUAUUAUAGAAAUGUGAGGUUCAGGAUUUUGCAGAAAAGAUACUCUGUACUAGAAACUUUUAUAAGGAUGUACCAGGUAUCUUUAUUUUUAUAAGAAAAAUUGAAGUUCCUGUUGGGCUGUGUCCUUUAUCUGCAGAUGUUAAUAAAGAAUUGAUUUACA